AUGGCAAAGUUUUGUAUGCUUUUGAUUUUGCUUGUCGCAGUCUGCAGCACUUCAGCAUCUUCUAAAUCUGCCAAAAGUGAGGAUGGUGAAGGAUUAUUGUCAUGCUUGCAUGCCAGCGGCCUAACAAACGUUACAACCGUCUCCUCCUCUGCUUCUGAGUUUUAUUCUCUGCUGAAUUUCUCCGCCCAAAAUCUUCGAUUCACAGAACCUCAGACACCCAGGCCUUAUGUUAUCAUUAUUCCUGAAAGCCAAAGCCAAUUGGAGCAAUCCGUGGUGUGCAGCAUACAACGCGGAUGGGAGGUUCGUGUGAGAAGCGGAGGACACAGCUAUGAGGGGCUCUCCUACACCUCGGACGUGCCAUUCGUGCUCAUCGAUUUGCUGAAACUCAACAAAAUCAAAGUGGAUGUAAAAUCAAAGACGGCUUGGGUACAAACUGGCGCUACCUUGGGUGAAGUCUAUUCUGCCAUUGCAAACAGCUCGCCUAACCUGGCGUUUCCUGCUGGAGUUUGCCACACGGUUGGAUCCGGCGGUCAUAUUGCUGGCGGAGGGCUGAGCUUCCUGUCGAGAAAAUACGGCCUUGCAGCCGAUAAUGUGUUGGAUGCACUGCUGAUAAAUGCGUCAGGAAAGGUGAUGGAUAAGAACACCAUGGGUAAAGAUGUCUUUUGGGCUCUGAGAGGCGGCGGUGGCGGUAGCUGGGGAGUUGUAUAUGCUUGGAAACUCCAGCUGGUGAGCGUUCCCACCAUUUUGACGGCUUUCACAGUGUUAAAAACCGGGGCCGAUAAUGUCACGGAGGCUGUCCAUAGAUGGCAAUACGUGGGUCCUCAAAUGGAGGAAGAUAUCUUCAUGCGAGUACAGUUCUUCGGCAUAAAUGUAAACAACAGCACAACCAUCAGAGCGUCGUUCCAUGGAAUAUACCUCGGACGUCAGACCGAGCUUGUGACUAAAAUGGGCAAAAUCUUCCCCGAGUUGGGAAUGGUGGCUGCACAUUGUAAAGAAAUGAAAUGGAUAGAGACAAUUGGCAACUUUGAUAGCAUCAAUGUGAGCCAGAUGACCAACAGAUAUUACACCAACAAAGUUUUCUUCAAAAUCAAGUCAGAUUUUGGAAAAAAACCUCUGCCAAAAGCCGCUUUGAGAGGACUGUGGUCGAUAAUGGAAGAGGAGGUUAGCGCCUACGCCAUUUUCUCUCCUCUAGGAGGUAUAAUGAACAUGAUUCCCUCGACUGCGUUGCCGUUUCCUCAGCGGAAGGGUACAUUGUUCGAUGUUCAGUAUAAGGUAACCUGGACCAAUAAAAGUGAGGAUGAUCACUACAUUGAAUGGAUGAGGAAGCUUCACAAAUAUAUGAAGCCUUAUGUUUCCCAUUCUCCAAGGGCUUCGUAUGUCAAUUAUCUCGACCUUGAUCUGGGCAGUGCCUUCAACGGGAGUGCUUCUGUUGAAAAGGCGAGAGCUUGGGGUGACAAGUACUUCCAUCACAACUACAAUAGGCUUGUAAGGGCAAAAACCCAAGUCGAUCCCAUGAAUUACUUCAGAAACUCUCAGAGCAUUCCUCCUCUCGCGAAUUAG
Cryptomeria japonica (Japanese cedar) is the source of this 1560-nucleotide messenger RNA. Its product is annotated as berberine bridge enzyme-like D-2. The record is from RefSeq and is a predicted model, not a curated record. NCBI's taxonomy places the organism in Eukaryota, Viridiplantae, Streptophyta, Pinopsida, Cupressales, Cupressaceae. The transcript has a single exon. Gene Ontology annotation, molecular function: FAD binding; oxidoreductase activity. The coding region runs from base 1 to 1560 and encodes 519 amino acids.